CGUGCGAGUGUGCAGCGGUCCCGAGAGCUGCUGCGAGAGACCGGCGUGGCUUGGAGUGCGCGCGAAGUUAGGUCAGUGUUACCACCCCCCCGUUCAUCCCCUUCGUCAUCGUUGUCGUCGCCCACGGCGGGCACCGCUUGGGAACGUCGGCACCCGGGAUUCCCCGUCUCCGACCGAAAUCAUCGGGUUUGCCGGGCGCCCCGACGCUACGUGGUUCCCGAUACGUGAUUUGCGUGGCCGAAAGAGGGUACAAAGGGGCCGGACGUGUCGUUCACGGUGGAGGAAUCGGGGGACCAUGAUGCCCCCCAUAAUCGGGGAAACGCUGCGCGUAUGGUUCCUCUCGGCGCUGGUCGUUCACGGAGCCGUUGCCGGGAAUCCGGACGCGAAACGCCUCUACGACGAUCUGCUGUCCAACUACAACAAACUCGUGCGUCCCGUGGUGAACACCUCGGACGUGCUGCGCGUAUGCAUCAAGCUUAAGCUCUCGCAGCUCAUCGAUGUGAAUUUGAAAAACCAGAUCAUGACGACAAACCUCUGGGUCGAACAGUCAUGGUACGACUACAAACUGCGGUGGGAGCCGAAGGAGUACGGUGGAGUUCACAUGUUACACGUGCCGUCCGAUCACAUAUGGCGGCCCGACAUAGUUCUCUACAACAACGCGGACGGCAACUUCGAGGUGACCUUGGCCACGAAGGCCACGAUCUACCAUCAAGGAUUGGUCGAGUGGAAGCCGCCGGCCAUAUAUAAGUCAUCCUGCGAGAUCGACGUGGAGUACUUCCCAUUCGACGAGCAGACCUGCGUUCUCAAGUUCGGUUCGUGGACCUAUGACGGCUUCAAGGUCGAUCUAAGACACAUGGACGAAAAAUUGGGGAGCAACGUGGUGGACGUGGGAGUUGACCUAUCCGAAUUCUACAUGUCGGUAGAAUGGGAUAUUUUAGAAGUGCCUGCAGUUCGGAACGAGAAGUUUUACACUUGCUGCGACGAGCCCUACUUGGACAUCACGUUCAACAUCACGAUGAGGAGGAAAACCCUCUUCUACACAGUGAACAUCAUCAUCCCCUGCAUGGGGAUAUCGUUUCUUACGGUUCUCACGUUUUACCUGCCUAGCGACAGCGGCGAAAAGGUAACGCUCUCCAUCUCGAUUCUCAUCAGUCUCCACGUGUUCUUUCUGCUGGUCGUCGAGAUCAUCCCGCCGACGUCGUUGGUUGUGCCGCUGCUUGGAAAGUACCUGAUAUUCGCCAUGAUACUCGUCUCGAUAAGUAUAUGCGUUACCGUGGUCGUUCUCAAUGUUCACUUCCGUUCACCACAAACGCACAGAAUGGCACCCUGGGUGAAGAGGGUUUUCAUACACAUUCUUCCGCGACUCCUAGUCAUGAGGAGGCCUCAAUAUAAAUUUGAAACUAGCAGGUACACUUCCGGCAGAGUGCUAAUGAGGACCGUCAGAGGAAAGGAGAAGACUUGUUAUUAUCCUUAUCAUCCGUCGACUCAGGAAGACAGCGAAGAACACCUCACACCCAAGAGAUUCCACAGCCGUCCUCCGUCAAAGGAAGAUCUCUCGCCUUCCAGCCUUACAGACGGUGCGAGGUUCGGAGGCAGCUGCUUGAUUCAUGGCCCCCCUUUACCACCGUUACCGUUACACACCGAGUGUGAGGAUCUCUCGGUCUCCGGGGACGCGGGCAUAGAGGAAGUCAAGAGUCCCGCGUUACGAAGCCCACCCGUCUUCUCGCACUCCCGUUGUCCACCGGAAGUGCACAGGUCCUGCAUCUGCGUGCGCUUCAUCGCGGAACACACCAAAAUGCUCGAAGACUCGACUAAGGUAAAGGAGGACUGGAAGUACGUGGCGAUGGUGCUCGACCGCCUGUUCCUCUGGAUCUUCACUCUGGCAGUUCUGGUGGGUACCGCGGGCAUCAUCCUGCAAGCGCCCACCCUUUACGACGAUCGGGUGCCUAUCGACAAGAAGUUCAGCGAAUUCGCGACCACGACGGUGGUGAAGUGUCCGCCCCAGUAGUCCAUGCCCGAGCCCUGCACCGUAGAGAAAGACUAAGGGCCAGACGUCCCGGGCCUAGUCUUUAGGAGUGUCCGCAAGUUCCACCUCCUUAUCCUCAAUGACGAAAUUACGGCAAAAGGGCUCCGAUUUUUGCGAAGAGAGUGAUCGAAAGUAUACGAUCGACGGUUUUAAAGACGACGAGUGGGAUGCUAAGCUCCUUUGAAAGAAGAAAACCGAAGGAGCGAAAUAAACAUCGUCUGUUUGGAGAGACAGUGUCGAUCGAAGGGUGAGAAAGAAGACGAUGUAUACGUUAGAAAAUCCUGAAACGAGAAAACUCGGGGCGAGAAAACUCGUUGCUCGAACAAAUUACACUCGGUGUCUCCCAAAAGGGCGCGUCGCUCGCGUAAUAGACGUGAGAUUCGCAGGAAGAUCUACGUACACCUACCAUAGUCUGCUCAAAUAAAUCGUAAUACGAAGCUGCCACUAUUUAAUCGGGUAAUACAUCAGGCUAACGGACAUUAUGGUGUAAACACUGUAUAGUAUAAUUUUAGUCGCCUCGGGAACGGGGACUGAACGUCGACGAUCGAGCUUCCGAUCUCCGCCCGUCGUUCGUCGAAACGUGUACGAACGGGCGCUGAGUUAUCGUUCGAAUAGGGCGCGGAAUAGUAAAAGCUCGACGUGAACUAGGGCUAACGCGAAAAAUUAAUUAAUGUCAUAUUUCAGUCUACGUUGUAGAUUUAUAAUCUAGAACGAGACAGCCGAUACAAAGAUAGCUUUGACUGUUGAUGACAUCGCGAUGCGGUUGCAUUGCUGCAGCAUCUUGCGCGCACGUUUUACAAUGAAGAACGCCUUAAUGUGAGCAAAGGUUUUUUUCUUUCUCAACGUUUUUUACAUUAAACGCAUUGUAUAUCAAUAAUUCCGUAGCUUGUUGCAGCGUGCGCAAUUUACUGAAGCUUGGGGCUUGCGAGCUUCUGCAUUACAAUAAAAUGCGAAUGAGAGGCUGCAGUACCAUCGCAAUACGAUGGCAGCAAUCUGUACGCGAAUAAUACUUCGCCUCGAACGACGAAAGUUGCGUUUUGUGAGCGUUUUGCCCUUUGCAACGCGAGCCGGGAGUCGCUCGCAUUAUGCGAAUUAAUUAGGUAAUCAGCGCGUAGCUAGCUCGUCGUACACAGACCUUAGGGCGUAAUCUUACUCGACGUGUAUAACCAGUUGAUAAUUUUAGAAACUUAACCAUUUAUACGAGUAUAUAAUAUGUAUAAUAUAUAUUUAAGAGCGACGGACGAGCCGAUAGCGCGUCGGUAACGCAAAGUCCUAUUCAAUUAAAUACUAUCUCAAAAAUAAUCAACUAAUUUUCCUUUUUGAUAAUCUUUCCUACUAUCAAUUACUAUACUUCCAUAGUUAAACUUUCUGCGAGCUUCGUAUCUGUCACUUAAUUCUCUCGCUUUCUUCUUGAUCUCUUUCCCUUUUCCCUUUUCCGAUAAGCGAUGUAAAUAACUUUAUUUAUACGUCAAGUUAUAUUAUCGUUUCCUCUUCUCUUUGCUGUUCUUUACGCGAAGAAGAGAACGUAUAUCUAAGCGUUCGCCGACGCAUCUCGCGUUACCUCGUCCAAAUAAAAAUAUAUUGUAUUUUGUAAUGAAAAGUGAAACGCGUGAGAGUAUGAUAAAGAAUAACCGAUAGUACGGUAAGAACAAGUAAAGCAUACGAAUUCUAAAGCUGAUAGUUGUAGGGAAUUGAACAACCAUUGACGCCGUUGUUCAAUACCGUAGUUUGUGGUCGUUGUCACUGUGAGUCGUCAUUUUGUUAUAUUUUGUCCUUUUUUUCGUUUUCUUUUAUAGACACAGUUAACGCGUCAUGUAUGAUACUUGUCAUUUGUGGUCAGACGAUUCGUCUGUCGCAAAUCGCCCGUGCGGACUGUUACUCGCGAGAAACGUAAAUCAACGUCGGAGAAUCUUGAAUCCUCUUCUUACCUAAAUUAUCGAUUUGUCGCGUAUUCAGGAAAUUCAGAGAUGGAACUUUUUCUGUGAUAAUUCAAUACGAUUUUAUAUGUAAUUCACGCUCCAGAAUUGAUGAAAAUACUGAGUAACGUGUUAUUCGUUUACAUAGAACAAUAUUGAAUCUUUCAUUAACUCGAGAACGGGUGUCUGGGUUUUUUUUCCAUAAAUGGUCACCUAAGGUAAUUUUUACAUUCCAAUUAAAAGUCAUUAUUAUUAUAAUUACAUAAUGCAUAUUUUUGAUUGUUUUAUAAUUUAUUAGUAUUCAAGGACAAUAUGUACAUAUAGAUUUACUCAACACUUUCUGAAAAAAGUAAGGAAAAAUGAACAAAAAAAUAUUUAAAGAACAAAAGAAGCACAUUAAAAUUACCAUGAGUUUUAUUUUUUACUGGGGUGUAAAAAUCACCCCAGGCGCCCGUUCCCGGGUUAAUUUAAGCUCAAGAAGCUUAAUCGACCAAUUAUUCCCUUGAAACAAAUACCCGGUUUUAUCCGGUACCAACAUUUACAUGCAUGUAAAAAAAGCACAAAAGAAUUGACUUUCCCUUUCGAUGAAACAAGAGGAUUCACCGAUUUUGCCGAUAGCCUUUUAAGUCGACGAUCGAUACUUGCGUCGAUGUACCCGAUUCUUCGACGUCUUUUAGGACUCUUAUUAUUGUUAGUCAUAACUAACAAGUAAUAAUUUUCGCGCAUUUUAGAUAUAAUAUUGUAGUACGAUGAACUGUAAAUAUAAAUAUAUAUAAUAUAUAUAUAUUUAUUACUAUUACGGCGAGGGGAGAAAAUAAAGAUUCCCCAUUACUACUGCCAUUAAAACGCAACGCCGAUACUUUAAGAGCGUUUUUGCACCAUCAUUCGAAUGGCCAUCGAUCGUUUAAGGAAAGAACAAUUUCCGGCAUACGAUCGCUUCUUUCAUUCGUCAAUCAAUCGAGGGACGGAUCAGCGAGAAGGUGGAAUUUUACGCAAAAUAAUUUCUACUCGAGACUCGAGCAAAUAUGUUUCUUCCUGACUGACCACGCAGCGAUCGGCACCGAUCGCGAUCUAUGCCGAAUAUUGUGAACGUGAUCGCUACUCGAUUGAAAAUCGUCCAGUGAACGCCGAAGCGUUAGACUCGAAGGAAAUAAAGAGGCGUGCAUUUAGUAUCGUAGUACACUCAAGGAAUUAUUCUCCUAGCGAGAGAGAAAAAGCGAAAGAAAUCUACUCCGCACUAGAUCGUUAGGAAAACAACGCACACAUUUUCUAUGAUAGAGCUAUAUAUUUACUUGUUAUAAAAUGACACCGCGAUUGGUAAUAUUCGCGUCGACGACGAUUUUAUAGCGAAAAUGGCAUUUAAACCCUAAUUAAUGCGGUGAAACAAAUAUGUCAGUGUUCUAAUUUUAACAUUAUAGCUUCCGAUGAACUGAAAAAAAUAAGGAAGUCAGUUUUAGCCUAUAGCUCCUUGUUUCAUCGAAAUUUAAUUAUCACGUAUUUAUUGCGACAGCGAUAAAACAGUAACGCCAUUUGAAUUUAAAUUGAUUAAAUUAUGACACUUAACUAUAAAUUUAUUUAACUAUAGUAAUUAAAGAUUGAGAUAAUAGUAAAGACAAUUCCAUUUUUCAGAAUACAGAGUAUUACAAAAUUAAAAUUUUUUUAUUUAAGUAAAUUUUGAUUAAA
Molecule: messenger RNA, 5625 nt
Organism: Temnothorax curvispinosus
Lineage: Eukaryota; Metazoa; Arthropoda; Insecta; Hymenoptera; Formicidae
Gene: nAChRalpha4
Product: acetylcholine receptor subunit alpha-like
Exons: 12
Coding region: 296-2008 (570 amino acids)
Biological process (GO): nervous system process; chemical synaptic transmission; signal transduction
Cellular component (GO): synapse; postsynaptic membrane; neuron projection
Molecular function (GO): transmembrane signaling receptor activity; acetylcholine-gated monoatomic cation-selective channel activity
Source: RefSeq, a predicted model, not a curated record